AUGGACUUUGCUAACCUGCCCACAGACGUCCUGCUCACCAUCUUCAAGCAGUGCAACCAGGCCGAUCAAGCCAGAGGAAAGCGCCUAAACAAGCGACUCCAUGGCGUGCUGAACUCACGAUGCGCCCCAAAGCCUUCCGCUGAGGAACUGAGAUACUCAGUCGUAGAUUUGGAAGUACGCCGUGCUCCUCUAGGGCGACCGGUCUUCAAAAGGAGCAAGGAUACCAGACGUCUGGUUACGGUGCAUCUCAACUCUCGGUUGGCUUUUGAAGGGGCCGGCAUCUCAUUCGAUAAACGCCUCUUUUCGAUGUUGCUGGCACAUGAUUUAAAGCGAGUCGACACGAUCCACUUUACGCUUUGCCACGUCUACUGGAGUGCGCGGGAGUUGGCUGAAAUUUUGGGGAGGACGUCGUUGAAGAGGCUGAAUUUUGAGUUCUGCCUGAUGAGCACGGGAUUGUUGUCGGAUGAGGCGUUUGCCCAGCUCGAGCAGCUUGAAUCCUUAACCAUCCAACCCCGUGGCCACCACCUUAUGCCCGAAUUGACUGGUAGAAGCCUCAAAAACUGGCUGAACCACACGCCCAAGCACGUCCAAUUGGCUGACCUCAUCACUGGAAUUCGGAUACGAGAUAUCGUCAAUUUUCUGCAGAAAAUCCCCACCGAGACGCCGUUCGACUGGGAUCUCGGCACAGUCCAGGCUGAUGAUGCUUCAAGCUCUGAUCUAGCGAGACUGUUGAUGCUGCCAAAUUUUUCGAUUCUUGUUGAUGAUCGCGAGUUUGGCCGUCGGAUCGUCGUGGAGAAGCCGUCGAGCCCCACUUGGGCAAAUGUCACCCCACUCCAGAUCAUGCGGUUUUCGAUUUGCGCUGUUCAAUCACCCAACAAAUCA
Messenger RNA from Mesorhabditis spiculigera, 882 nucleotides. The record is from the annotation of a GenBank genome assembly. NCBI's taxonomy places the organism in Eukaryota, Metazoa, Nematoda, Chromadorea, Rhabditida, Rhabditidae.